AAUCCCAUUUUCUGUAAUCCAUUGAAGUGAUUCUUCCUUGGGCUAUGGAAAUAGAAAGAAGUAAUUGGACACAAGAACAAGAACAGAAAGGGAACAGUCUCAGACACGCAAAGAAAUCUAUUUCAUGGGUAAUGCAAAGUUGGAAUAAUCAAGAACUCCACCAAAAUGCCACUGUAAGAAAUUCUACUUCUAAUCCUACUUCAGAUUACUUUGCUUGCAUGUUUGGGUUUGAAAGAAUUGAAUUUCAAUGGUAUGAUGGAAUUGGUUUGAGGAUGUGGCAAAAAGCACUUAGAUGGCAUGAAGCUUGCAUGGUUGACAAAACAGGGCACCCUAAUUGGGAAGAUUAUAUCUUUGAUAUGAAGUUUUGGUUCAUUGAAUAUUGGGACAUGCUAGAUUCAAAAAUUGAAUGGAAUAACCUUGUGCAAACUGAUACAGUUUUCCAGCAUUAUAGGGAAUUUGAGAAAAUCAGAUUUAGGGUGAGAUGUUCUGAGCAAUUUGUUGUAUCUUUCUCCAUUGGUGGUUUGAGAGAAGAAAUCAAAGUUUAUGUUAAAGAAAGAAAACCCAGAAUGCUUGAUGAUGCGUAUGGCUUAGCUUUGUUGCAAGAACUUUUGCUGGCAUACAAUAAUAUCUCCUGUAAUGAUCCGCCCUUACUGCACAUAGCAAUUGAUAAUGCUCAAGGCUCUGAUCAUGAACAACAUCUAGAUGAAUCUGAGAUAGAUAAUGAGAAAAUUGGAGUAAUAGAUGAACCUAUGUUAUUUGAGUCCAAUUUAGAAGUGGAUAAUACAAGAAGCUAUGAGUUUGGCCCUAUUGAAGAAGAACAACUUGCACUUGUAUUUGAGGGGAAACAAAUGCCAAUGGAAUUCCAAGGAACCACUUUAGUCAAUGAUUUGGCAAUUGGAUUUGAACUGGUGUUAAGGGCAGCAAUUAAUGAUGAAAAGGAGGAGGAGCUCCGUCCUUUGGACAAUAAGAAUAGCAAAUAUGUGCUUAAAGAUGAAUUGAGGGAGGUUCGAGAGAUGAAGUUGAGUAAUGAUUUUGUUUUAGGAAUUGAGUACCAUGUAGAAUCGGGCUACAAGAAAGCUUUGUGUAUUUUUUUCUCAGACCAUAAGAUGGUACGACAUGUUUUAUGGAAUUUUAAGAAACAAAAGAGGAACAUGUUAUUUUGCAAGAUGGUGGAAUGUGGAGGUUUAGUGGGAUUUGAGGAAGGAUAGGGAUAAGUUGGCUGCUUCGGAAUUUAUGACAGAAUCUUUGUUGAGAUUUCAAGAACUGAAUCCUUGAGGACAAGGAUAUUUUCAAGAGGGGGGUAUUGAUACAGUGCCAAUUUCUCCAGCCAACUUGGUGAGAUCCAUGAUGUUUGUAAACUAAUUAUACAGUUUAUUAACCAAUUAUGUCAGUCAGUUAGUUUAUUGCGGUUAGGUAUUGGCCUUUGUAUUUAAGGAGUCUUGUAUUAUGAUUUUGAAUCAUGGAAUCAGAUUAUUCAGAAUUACCUCUUGAUUUUCUCUCUUUUCUCUCUGUGUUCUGCUUCUUCUUUCUCAUAUUUCUCUAUUAUGUUUCUCUGCUUUCUUUUUCAAUUUCUGGUUCUUUUCAGCAUGUAUCCUAGUCAUUUAGUCCACAAAAUGGGGUCAGAUGAUUAUUUAUAUUCACUUUUCCACUACUUUCCCAGUAACCAAACAGAGAGGGCAUGCAAUGUUGAUCCAAUACUCAAUAAUAACAACAUAAAAACAAAAAGAAAUACCCAAAAAUCAGUUUGGUAAAUACAUUUACCUGAGGCUGAGAGAAUAAUAAUCCAGCUAGUUGUGC
Molecule: messenger RNA, 1797 nt
Organism: Rubroshorea leprosula
Lineage: Eukaryota; Viridiplantae; Streptophyta; Magnoliopsida; Malvales; Dipterocarpaceae
Source: the annotation of a GenBank genome assembly